Cladocopium goreaui is the source of this 366-nucleotide messenger RNA. The record is from the annotation of a GenBank genome assembly. NCBI's taxonomy places the organism in Eukaryota, Dinophyceae, Suessiales, Symbiodiniaceae.
AUGAAAACUGCCACCGCAGGUGGCUACAACGAUCGUCAGGACAUCGCCACGCGGGACAAGCGCGCGGCAGAGGAUUUUGGCCGACGUGUGGUCAAGCGCGAAGGGGACAAGAAACAACGGGCCCAGGCCGCCUUGGAUCGCUUGCGGAAGAAGACGGCCGGUGCCGAGGAGGAGGUGAAGUUGCCAGAGACCGAUGAAAAAAAGCCGCCCCGGGAAGAGACCGCACCGGGACGGCCGCGGGGUUCACCGCGCGGUGAACGGUCGAGGUCCCGGCGCCGGCGGUCGCCCUCGCGGCGAAGGUCGCGGUCGCGCUCGCGGCGGCGAAAACGACGACGCUCUAGCUCCUCCAGCAGUUCCAGGUCAUGA